AUGGCUAAUUUUCAUACUUCCUUUCUUUCGAUUCUCAUAGUCAUCAUUACCAUAUCAUCAGCCUCAAUCUCAUCAUCAACCUGUCAUAAACUGAACGAUAAUGAAAUAAAGCACUUGUGCUCGAAAACCAGCAAUUUACUAAAUUGUUACAAACUCAUAAAAACCGAUAAUCGCACCACAAAUCACGGCUCGAACGGCCUUGCAAACUAUUUAAUCGAGAUGGCUACUCAAAAGGCUAAGAAAAUCCAAGCCGAGCUCAACUCUUUCGCCAAUAAGGCAACACAACAUUCUGAAUUGAGAAAAAAAUACAGUUUGGUCUCCAAAAAAUACAGCGAAAUCAUUCGUAACCUUGAAGCUGCAAAAAAAGACAUUAAAUCGCAUGCGUACAAGAAUUUGUAUGGUCCGGUGAAGAGUGCUUAUGAAGAAACUGUAAAGAGUGUUAAAUUGCUAGGGGGAUUUAUGGAUCAUCGCGCGCACUUGCAGAAGCAGAAUAAAGACCUCGAAUUUGUUCUUAGCAUAGCUAAAGCUGUUGGAGAUGGUCUUAACAAGAAGUAG
Molecule: messenger RNA, 555 nt
Organism: Striga asiatica
Lineage: Eukaryota; Viridiplantae; Streptophyta; Magnoliopsida; Lamiales; Orobanchaceae
Source: the annotation of a GenBank genome assembly